CUCACUCAUCCUCCUCAGGAUUCCAAGCAUUCCCCGGAGCUGAGGUGGUUCAGGGCGGCCUCAAGCCUGGGCUCACUGUGAAGAGAGGCAGUCACAGAGCCAGGAGGCGGAGGGCAGCCUGGGCCCAGCCCACACCCCUCACCAGGAGGCACCAUGUGGCAGUGUCCACUGGGGCUGCUGCUGCUGUUUCUGCUGGCUGGCCAGGUAGCCCUGGGUGCCCGGCGAGGUCGCUGGCGCCGGGAGUUGGCACCAGGGCUGCACAUGAGUGGCAUCCGGGAUGCGGGCGGCCAGUAUUGCAAGAAGCAGACCCUGUGCUGCACGGGCCGCAUUGAUGACUGCUCCCUGCCCUACCUGGGCGCCACCUGCUACUGUGACUCCUUCUGCAACCGAAAUGUCUCCGAUUGCUGCCCUGACUACUGGGACACCUGCCUUGGCGUGCCACCCCCUUUCCCCCCAAUCCAAGGAUGUAUGCAUGGGGAUCGCAUCUACCCAGUCUUCGGGACAUACUGGGACAACUGUAACCGUUGCACCUGCCAGGAGAAAGGGCAGUGGGAGUGUGACCAGGAGCCAUGCCUAGUGGACCCAGACAUGAUCACCGCCAUCAACCAGGGUGACUAUGGGUGGCAGGCUGGGAACCACAGCGCCUUCUGGGGCAUGACACUGGAUGAGGGCAUUCGCUACCGCCUGGGCACCAUCCGCCCCUCUUCCUCUGUCAUGAACAUGAAUGAGAUUUAUACGGUGCUGGCCCCAGGCGAAGUGCUGCCCACAGCCUUCGAGGCUUCUGAGAAGUGGCCCAACCUGAUCCAUGAGCCACUUGACCAGGGCAACUGUGCAGGCUCCUGGGCCUUCUCCACAGCAGCUGUGGCAUCCGAUCGCGUCUCAAUCCACUCUAUGGGACACAUGACGCCUGUGCUGUCACCCCAGAACCUGCUGUCCUGUGACACUCACCACCAGCAGGGGUGCCGCGGAGGGCACCUUGACGGUGCCUGGUGGUUCCUGCGCCGUCGAGGGGUUGUGUCUGACCACUGCUAUCCGUUCUCGGGCCAUGAGCAGGCUGAGGCUGGCCCGGCACCCCCCUGCAUGAUGCACAGCCGGGCCAUGGGCCGGGGUAAGCGCCAGGCCACUCAGCGCUGCCCCAAUAGCCGCAUUGAUGCGAAUGACAUCUACCAGGUCACUCCUGCCUACCGUCUGGGGUCCGAUGAGAAGGAGAUCAUGAAGGAGCUGAUGAAGAAUGGUCCGGUCCAAGCGCUCAUGGAGGUGCAUGAGGACUUCUUCCUGUACAAGGGCGGCAUCUACAGCCACACACCCUUGAGCAUGGUGAGGCCCGAGCAGUACCGGCGGCACGGGACCCACUCGGUCAAGAUCACAGGGUGGGGAGAGGAGACGCUGCCCGAUGGAAGGACACUCAAAUACUGGACGGCAGCCAACUCGUGGGGCCCAUCCUGGGGCGAGAGGGGCCACUUCCGCAUCCUGCGCGGCGGCAACGAGUGUGACAUCGAGAGUUUCGUGCUGGGGGUCUGGGGCCGUGUGGGCAUGGAGGACAUGGGUCAUCGCUGAGGUCGCGGGCACUAGGCCAGGCCAAGCCAGGCCCGGCCGGUGGUCUCGGCAGAGAGCGGUGGUGGAAGAGCCCCCGGGUGGGGCGCCCAGGGGGCAGACAGAGCCUGGGGCGCAGGCGGCGCCGGCUCUAAUCCCACGGAUCCGCUGACGCAGCGCCGGGCCUGGGAGCCGGCCUGGGAGUAGGGCAGGCGAGGCUGGCGGAGCUCUCAGACUUCCCAGCGAGGAUGCAGCAGGGUCUGCCCAGGGAGGAGGGGGCCUGCAGAUCCCUGGCCCCCCAGCCAAAGACCACGGGAUCCAGGCACCCCAAACCUCCAGGUCCACUCCCUCACCCCACUCCUGUAUUCUUAUUCUUCAAAGAUAUUUAUUUUUCUUUUCACUGUCUAAAAAUAAAACCAAAAUAUUGAUAACUGCAGUAUCUCGGACCCUCCCAGAGUGGAGGGCCAGGCCAGAACUGGGGUGGCAUGUAGAAGGGACUGCCUGAGCCGUGGCUGGUUGGUAGGGCUGGUGGACUAGAACUCUUAGCCUCCUCCAGUCCUACUGGUCAGCUCGCAGGGCACUGACCCAUUUGGGGACGGGGCAGCGAUGGCAUGGCCUUUGGCCUCCAGAGAAAUGUGGGCCUUGGGAACCAACUUUCAGACGCUGACUCAGCUGCCCAAAGGGGGAGCCGCUCCACCAAUCAGCAGAACUGGCGCCGGGCCCCAGCAGGGAAGGAGGGCACCACCCCACAGUACUGGGCCCCCUGUCUCUGCAGGGCGGCCUCUCCCAGCCACCCAGACAAGGGCUCUCACCUUCCCCUUCUCCUGGGCCAAGCUGCAUGGCCUGGGAGUCCUCUUCCCACCCCACCUGCCAGCCCUCAGACCUCAGCCUGGACUUCUCGGCCCUCAGGGCCUGCCCAGUGCCCGGGCAGCUCCUCAAAUGAUCUGUGCAUAUGCAGACCACAUGCAGGCAUUUGUACAUGCUUUGCCCCGUUCACAUGCCACCCACCCAGUCCUAUUUCAAAGCCAGCUCCAGCGCAAUGGACCCAAGAUCCUCCAAACAGCCCAGCACAGGUCGGACACCCACCUCUGCAGCUCGUCUGGUGCUGUCCUCUUACCCAGUAUCUUGCUUAUCAGAGUAUCUACCUACCUCCCCACCGUGCUGGAAGUUCCCCGAGGGCAGGCCCCGGCCUGGUUCCUCAGUGGUCCCUGACACCCCGGGGUUAUCUUGCUAUGUGGUUGUGUUCCUGUUUGUGAAAUGACUGAGUGACUCCAGCCCAUUCUUUCCCCUCCGUUCCCCACACAGAUUUAGCAGCCGGUUCCUCCAGGCAUGAUAGGUAGGUAGUCGGCCAGAAAAGAGCUGGAGCUGCAGAACUAGCAGCAGGGCCCCAGGACAGGAUUCUAAGAAAGGCCAUGGUUUAGAUUUCCUGAGUUUGCAGCCCCCAAGCUUCCUGAAAGGAAGCCCCUUUGCAAAUUCCCUGUCCUGCCCGGUCUUACAUUUUUUAAUCCCACACAGUCACACCCCGAGGCUUCGGCCCCAAGUUGGACUAUAGUGACCUGUCUACACUAAUUAGGCCUCAUUUACAUAUAUUGGCAUUGUGGUUCUUUGACUCCCCUAAUGGACUUUGGCCACCAUACUUGUUCAGACUAACACCAUAUAAGUUCAAAAGACUCCCCUUGUGACCGGGAGGGAGGAGAUGCAGGCUGAUGGGGAAGAAGUUACCACUCCCUGCUACCCGCUCCAAGUCUGGAAAAACAAAAGAAAAACCAACCCUGGACCUCCCUGCAGUUUCACCCUCCUUGAGGGCAAACUUUCACUGCUAACAGUUGCCACCUCUGCUCUGCCUGCUUGCAGCUCUCCAAGUGUCUUGACCUUCCUUUUAUAAAAGUUAGCCCUGUCUACAGUGUACAUCUGUCCCCAAUAAACACACUUGCUAGAAA
This is a messenger RNA of Chinchilla lanigera (long-tailed chinchilla), 3473 nucleotides long. It is a transcript of the gene Tinagl1, whose product is annotated as tubulointerstitial nephritis antigen-like 1. The transcript is spliced from 13 exons. Bases 154 to 1557 code for a protein of 467 amino acids. Gene Ontology annotation, biological process: proteolysis. Gene Ontology annotation, cellular component: lysosome. The record is from RefSeq and is a predicted model, not a curated record. NCBI's taxonomy places the organism in Eukaryota, Metazoa, Chordata, Mammalia, Rodentia, Chinchillidae. Gene Ontology annotation, molecular function: cysteine-type peptidase activity.